Nakaseomyces glabratus is the source of this 636-nucleotide messenger RNA. RefSeq names its product H(+)-transporting V0 sector ATPase subunit c'' (gene VMA16). Gene Ontology annotation, cellular component: membrane; proton-transporting V-type ATPase, V0 domain. NCBI's taxonomy places the organism in Eukaryota, Fungi, Ascomycota, Saccharomycetes, Saccharomycetales, Saccharomycetaceae. The record is from RefSeq and is a predicted model, not a curated record. Gene Ontology annotation, molecular function: proton-transporting ATPase activity, rotational mechanism. Gene Ontology annotation, biological process: proton transmembrane transport.
AUGGCUGUUGUUGCUGAUAAGCCUCUUGUCGGCAAGAUUAACUAUUCCCGCUAUUUCUACUACUUGGUGCUAUUUGUGGUGGUGGUCUAUGCACUUCGCAAAAUGUUGACAGGACAUGGGUCCGAUAUUGAUAUCGGCAGAUUCCUGUCAAAAACCUCUCCAUAUAUGUGGGCAAAUCUUGGUAUUGCCUCUUGUAUAGGUCUAAGUGUUGUGGGUGCCGCAUGGGGUAUCUUUAUCACGGGGUCAUCUAUGAUUGGUGCUGGUGUGCGGGCACCUAGAAUCACUACAAAGAACUUGAUCUCCAUUAUCUUCUGUGAAGUGGUGGCUAUCUAUGGUUUAAUUAUGGCAAUCGUCUUUUCUUCUAAAUUAACUGUGUCAUCGAAGGAUUCGCUUUACUCAAAAUCUAACCUGUACACCGGCUACUCCUUAUUUUGGGCUGGUCUGACAGUGGGUGUCUCAAAUCUAAUAUGUGGUGUAUCUGUCGGUAUCACAGGAGCUACUGCUGCUGUUGCAGAUGCCGCAGACUCCUCCUUGUUUGUUAAGAUUCUAGUUAUAGAAAUUUUUGGUUCUAUUUUGGGUCUAUUGGGUUUGAUCGUUGGUUUGCUGAUGGCCGGUAAAGCAGCCGAUUUCCAGUAG